Molecule: messenger RNA, 2937 nt
Organism: Hemicordylus capensis (graceful crag lizard)
Lineage: Eukaryota; Metazoa; Chordata; Lepidosauria; Squamata; Cordylidae
Gene: SYVN1
Product: synoviolin 1
Exons: 16
Coding region: 173-2047 (624 amino acids)
Cellular component (GO): cytoplasm
Source: RefSeq, a predicted model, not a curated record
GGUUAAAAGAAAAAAGUUGCCAAGCGGUUGGUUGCUCCCGAGCGGAAGUGAGGUGUCGGCUGAGUAUCGGGACUUCCGGUUCGGGGGGAAAGAGAGGAGAGUCGGCGGCUGCUGGUGGAGGUGGGCGCCGCGGCUUCCGGGGUCGCCGGGUUCGGGCUGCUGGGCUGAGGAGAUGUUCCGAACAGCCAUCAUGAUGGCUGCCAGCCUGGCCUUGACCUCUGCGGUGGUGGCUCACGCCUAUUACCUGAAGCACCAGUUCUACCCGACAGUGGUGUACCUGACCAAGUCGAGUCCCAGCAUGGCGGUCCUGUACAUCCAAGCGUUUGUCCUGGUGUUCCUGUUAGGCAAGUUCAUGGGCAAAGUGUUCUUUGGACAGCUCCGCGCGGCCGAAAUGGAGCAUCUCCUUGAGCGGUCAUGGUAUGCCGUGACCGAGACCUGCCUUGCCUUCACAGUCUUCAGGGACGACUUCAGCCCCCGUUUUGUGGCCCUCUUCACUCUCCUCCUCUUCCUCAAGUGCUUCCACUGGCUGGCCGAGGACCGAGUGGACUUUAUGGAGAGGAGUCCGAACAUUUCCUGGCUCUUUCACUUCCGCAUUGUCUCUCUGAUGCUGCUUUUGGGCAUCCUGGACUUCCUCUUUGUCAGCCACGCCUACCACAGCAUCCUCACGCGGGGAGCCUCCGUCCAGCUGGUCUUUGGGUUUGAGUACGCCAUCCUCCUGACCAUGGUGCUCACCAUCUUCAUCAAAUACAUCCUGCAUUCCUUUGACCUGCAGAGCGAGAACCCUUGGGACAACAAGGCUGUCUUCAUGCUCUACACAGAGCUCUUCACAGGCUUCAUCAAGGUCCUCCUGUACAUGGCCUUCAUGACCAUCAUGAUCAAGGUCCACACCUUCCCGCUUUUCGCCAUCCGGCCCAUGUACCUGGCGAUGAGGCAGUUCAAGAAAGCCGUGACAGACGCCAUUAUGUCUCGCCGGGCCAUUCGCAACAUGAACACCCUGUACCCCGACGCCACCGCUGAAGAGUUGCAGGCCAUGGACAACGUCUGCAUUAUCUGCCGGGAGGAGAUGGUGACGGGAGCCAAACGCCUGCCUUGCAAUCACAUAUUCCACACCAGCUGCCUGCGCUCGUGGUUCCAGCGCCAGCAGACCUGCCCCACCUGCCGGAUGGACGUCCUCCGCGCCUCUCUCCCCUCGCAGUCCCAGGCGCCCCCCGAGCAGCCGGAUGCUGGGCAGCCGCAACCCCCGCCGCCGCAUCAGACCCCGCUGAUCCCUCAGCCGCCCAACUUUCCCCAAGGCAUCCUGCCGCCUUUUCCUCCGGGGAUGUUCCCUCUGUGGCCCCCCAUGGCCCCCUUUCCUCCAGUCCCGGGAGGGCAGCCACCCCACAGCGCAGACAGUGCUUCCGCUGCUCCAUCUACGUCGGGGACACAGACAGGCACCUCCAGGCCCGGUGGGGAAUCGGCUCCUGCAUCAGACCCGACGGCCCCUCCAGCAGCGCCGGGUUUCCCUUUCCCUCCCCCCUGGAUGGGGAUGCCGUUUCCACCUCUCUUUGGGUUCCCCCCUAUGCCGGUGCCGCCCUCCGGGUUUGCGGGACUGACGGAUGAAGAGCUGCGGGCCAUGGAAGGCCACGAGCGGCAGCACCUGGAAGCCCGGCUGCAGUGCCUGCAGAACAUCCACACACUCCUCGACGCAGCCAUGCUCCAGAUCAACCAGUAUCUCACCGUCCUGGCGACUAUCGGGACGCCCCGGUCUGCACAGCCGCCUAGCGCUCCAGCCACUUCCGCAUCCUCUCAGGAGACCCCCAGCCCUGAACCAGACACCCUCGAACCCGCCGCCUUCCAGUCCACCGACAGCACCUCUUCACCAGCAGCUGAGACAGGACCAUCGGGUCAAGCAGCGCCAUCCCCAGCAGCCGGUGCCGAGGGCUACACAGACCCAUCUGGCCCCGAGCAGGGUGGGGAGCCCCCUUUGCCAGAGGAGCCGGACACGGCAGAGUUGCGCAGGCGCCGCCUUCAAAAACUGGAACUGCCCUCCUCCUCCUCCUCCCAUUGACACCCCUCUGGCUCCCUUCCGACGAGCCUUGCCAUGUGCCUGGGCUUAUCAUCCGACGGACUCGUCUCCUUUGCCCCAGAAGAGAAGCAGUGAGAGCGAGAAGACCGGGGGCGCCUACACUUUGCACCACCAAGUGCCGACGCGACGUGCGGCCGCUGGGACGCUCUCCGGCGGGGCGGGGGCGGCCCUGCCUUGGCUUCUGGCUUCGAGCGGAAGCAGCCCCCCGUCCGCCAGCACGGACCGGUCUUGUUCUAGUCACUUCCCCCCCGCACAGCAACGUACAUCCCAAAGUCUUUUCUAUCUUGAUCUCGGCUGGACAGACACGCGUCCUGGGAAGCCGCUUCCGUGGCAGUGCCGGAGGGGGAGCUGCCAUCCACGGGAGCUGCUCCAUGGAAAUGGGGGCUAGGGCAAGGGGGUCCUCCCUUUUAUUCUUUUCCUUUCCCCCCCACUCUUCCUUGCUGAUUGUGUGGUGGAGUUUCUGGCCACGCUUCUUGAGGAAGGCAGCUGUGUCCCUUUGGAGAGGGCCGGCUGGAGUGUCGGCUUGCUCUUGUUUCAGAUGUUCCUAUAUAGGUUGCCGCCUGAUGAUAGCUUAGAGCCAAGGCCAGCAAACAGGCCGGCCAGACUACUGCCCCCUCCCUCCAUCCCCCGCAGGGCCUUUAUCCCACUCUCCUCCUCCUCCUCCUCCACCACCCCCAACAUCCCUAAAUCAACCAGUCUGGAGAGGGGAUGUGGUGGCCUCAAGGCCUUUGGAGUGCACUUUUGCUGGUUCGCUCCCUGCGCUGGGUUCGAAAGGCGCCCACCUGCAGGCGCUGGAUCUGAAAUGCUCCGGGCGCCCCCUUCACGGGGAUGGUCUGGCUUUUGCAGUGCAGUAAACCUGUGACUUAAAUCGA